Messenger RNA from Neoarthrinium moseri, 696 nucleotides. RefSeq lists its product as uncharacterized. The record is from RefSeq and is a predicted model, not a curated record. The transcript is spliced from 3 exons. Bases 1 to 696 code for a protein of 231 amino acids. Gene Ontology annotation, biological process: response to oxidative stress; protein repair. Lineage: Eukaryota; Fungi; Ascomycota; Sordariomycetes; Amphisphaeriales; Apiosporaceae. Gene Ontology annotation, molecular function: peptide-methionine (R)-S-oxide reductase activity.
AUGAUCCGGGCUUCGAGGUACCUACCUGGUGAGCCCGAGGUCUUGUACCCGUCUGCAACCGUGCUGCUCACCCCGCACAGCACCAAACUCAUGCGUCUGCCACCGUUCUCUAACUUCAUCCGCACUCUGUACACCUUCUCCGGCUUCACAGGAGCUCGAGCUUCAGCGCAACAGGCACUUCGUCGGCAGCCCACAACCUUCAGGUCUAUGCCCACCAUUCCGUUCCUCGGGAGUCUCUUCAGCUCUUCCAGCUCCAGCAGCAUGUCGUACCCGGAUCAACGAACCAACGAUGAGUGGCGCGCCGUGCUGAACAAAGAGCAGUUCAGAAUUCUGAGGGAGAAGGGCACCGAGCCUCCGGGCUCCGGAAAGUAUGACAAAUUCCACUCGGACUCGGGAGUUUACACCUGCGCCGGUUGUGAUGCGCCGCUGUACAAGGCCAACCACAAGUUCAAGUCGGGCUGCGGCUGGCCUGCGUACUUUGACAGCAUCCCUGGCGCUGUAACCCGCCACGAGGACAACACCUUUGGCAUGGCGCGGACAGAGAUUGUCUGUUCCAACUGCGGCGGCCACCUCGGCCAUGUUUUCAAGGGCGAGGGCUACCCUACGCCAACAGACGAGCGACACUGCGUCAACAGCGUCAGCUUGAACUUCUCCCCUGAGGAGGGUGAUAAGGCCGCAAAGGACAGCAAGGCCUAG